ACCAAGCAUAUCGAAUAAGAUCACUGUGCUUUGCUGAGGCAGUCACUGCAGGGGGUGCACAGUAGUGUUUUUGCCAACUUCUGAAGAAUAAGGUUGAAGGUUUGAAAGAUACCUUGAGAAAGGUGAUGGCAUUCUCUGUUCUUUUACGCGGUUGCCUAUUCUUCGGAUGUUUUGUUUUCCAAGUGGCUAAUUUAUCAAGCUUCAGUGUUGUGCAAUCACCACGUUUCCUGGGAUUAAAAACUGGAGCCACAGUGUGUUUUUUCUGCAUUACUGACUCUCCAGACGCAAUGGAAGUGAAAUGGUGGAAACGUUUGGAAGACGGAGAUCAGUUGUAUUGGAAUGAGAGCGCAGCUGCAAUCAAUGAUUCAUAUAGCAGAUCAACGACACGCUAUUUUACUUUUAAUAUUAGAAAAAUCAAAAGCACUCACAGUGGAAUUUACUACUGCAAUAUCCACAUCAAUAACGUUACAAAAACUGGUUCUGGGACUGAGCUAAAAGUACAUGCUCGUACUGAAAAAGAAGAGAUCGCCAGUAAGAACACAAUGAAGGAUGCAAUCAUUCUGAUUCAGGGCUUUGUCCUGUUAGCCUUAUGCUGUGCUCCAUUUCUACUGAACCUAAGCAAGGAUGAUGCAGAAUCAGAUAAUGGAGAACUUGAGGAAGAACACACCUACGAGGGCUUGGAAAUUGGACAGAAUGAAAAUGCAGCUACAUAUGAAGAUAUUGUUACUGUAUGGAAAACUGGAGAGGCAAGGUGGAUGUAUGGAGAGCAUCCUUGUCAGGAAUGAUGAAUUGUUUUACUGAAUGUAUAUUUUGAAAUGCGUCCAUGGGAUCAGUUUUUCACUGGGAGAAUUUUGGGAAAGUAGGGUGGGGGAGUGGGGGGGAUAACAUGAACAACUUGUGCAGGACACACUGUGGUUUGAACUACGGGAUGGAUCAUCUGGACAUCCCUUACACAAACCAGCCAGGAGUGUGCAUCAGCUGCAGUGCUCAACUUGAAAUGACCCCAUAAUAUGAUUUACUCUGUACAGUACUGUCACUGAAUAGACUCUAGAAAUGUAAUCCCAGUAGCCUGGGGCAGAUCAACCUAUAGAGCACUUGCCUUUAUUCCCUCCUGCUGUAUUGGUAAACAUUUUCUUAUUUUGUUACUAUCCUCUUGCCUUUUAUGAUGUUUGCAAUGUUACUUUGUUCAGGAGCUGCCCUUCAGUUCUAGUCAGUGGCAAUGGAACACAUCUUUAUAGUUGGGGUGCUGAAAGCCAUUGAACAAAACUGCAACCCCUGUAUAUGAUGGAAGCAGGUCCUGCCACACUCCCAGCACCCUUAGUUCCAGCACCCCUGGUUCUAGGUGCCUGCCACAGACAUUUAUUAGGCAGGCUAGAUCAACCACAGGGGUCUUUACAUUAGUUAGCACCAGCACCAACUCUUGCACAGCAGUGUUUUGCCUGAACAACUAAAGGAAAUGUAUUCCAAAAGUGGCACAUCAUUAGAGGGUGCUGGCUCUUGCUUCUGUACAGGCACUCUGUAUGAUCUAGCCUAUGUUACAUACAUCAACGGCAGGGAACUAGAAUUGAAGAGCUGGAGAAAGGACGCUGACACACCUUAAAACACAAUGUUUGACAAACUGCAAUAAGAACUAGUCAGUAGCAAUUUAAGCAAAAAAAGCAAAAAACUAAAAAGUGGUGACAGAGUUCAACUUUUUCCAUUUAGUAAAUAAAGGCACUAUUUCACUGUUGUGAAUUGGCCUUUUAGAAAUUCUAAAGACAUUUCCGGACAAUGAAAAAGGUCAGCAAAUACAAAAUGGUAAUAUCUUUUUUUUUUUCCCCCACUUAUAAUGGAUUUUUAUCUUUUCAUAUAUAUAUAUAUAUAUAUAUAUAUAU
Polyodon spathula (Mississippi paddlefish) is the source of this 1874-nucleotide messenger RNA. RefSeq names its product B-cell antigen receptor complex-associated protein beta chain-like. The transcript is spliced from 5 exons. Gene Ontology annotation, cellular component: external side of plasma membrane; B cell receptor complex. Gene Ontology annotation, biological process: B cell differentiation; B cell receptor signaling pathway. Bases 126 to 785 code for a protein of 219 amino acids. NCBI's taxonomy places the organism in Eukaryota, Metazoa, Chordata, Actinopteri, Acipenseriformes, Polyodontidae. The record is from RefSeq and is a predicted model, not a curated record.